Molecule: messenger RNA, 792 nt
Organism: Nematocida homosporus
Lineage: Eukaryota; Fungi; Microsporidia
Exons: 1
Coding region: 1-792 (263 amino acids)
Molecular function (GO): DNA binding
Source: RefSeq, a predicted model, not a curated record
AUGUCCCCUAAACUACAGCGACAACGUCAUGAAGAAGAGGACCUUUAUUUAGAUUGGGAAGACCAAAAACAAUUAGAAGCUUUGCCUGAAGUAGAAAGAGAGAAGAUUCUUUAUGAGAGGUAUAUUGAAAGGGUGAGGGCUAAUGAAAGGAAAGAGAUUGAACAACGCGUGCGGAGUUUUGGUGAGGAGAGUGAGUCGGAUAGUUUUAGUCGGGAGAGUGAGAAAGUCUUUCCUCAGUCGAGUGCUAAGAGUACUUAUGAGGUGUUUAAGUGUAUUGUGCUUAGUAGAGAUACUUUGUUAAAGAUAGUUUAUCGGCGGGCGAUUGAUAAGCUAAAAGGGUACUAUAUCAAGAUAAGACUGCCUACUGGGUACUCAAUUUAUAAGAUAUCGGAUGUUUAUGAGGGGAAGAAGUAUGAAUUGGGUGGUAUAGUGACUAAUAAGUGGAUGGUAGUACAACGGAAGAAGGACCGGAAAGAGAUUAAUAUUCAGAGUAUCAGUAAUGUUCUGGCGACGGAAGAGGAGUAUCGGGAGUAUUUGCGUGAGAAUGUUGUGCCGGGGGAUAAGGAAGCUUUAAAGAUGUGGAAGAAGAUAUCACGGGAGGUUGAGGCGGAUUUAAGUGAGGAGGAGUUGAACUACUCUUUAUCACAACGGCGGCGGUUUUUAAGGUAUAGCAAAGUAGUGACACGGCGGAAAAUAGAGCUUAAAGCACUGCUGGAUCGAGCCCGGGAUGAGCAUAACACCGAACAAAUUGCCGUGCUAGAGAAAGAGCUAAAAGAACUAGAAGAAGAGUAA